Molecule: messenger RNA, 354 nt
Organism: Mesorhabditis spiculigera
Lineage: Eukaryota; Metazoa; Nematoda; Chromadorea; Rhabditida; Rhabditidae
Source: the annotation of a GenBank genome assembly
AUGCUGAUAAAGGGGUGCACAACAGAUGAGGUCGUAGCACGGUUUUGUACGGAAAAGGCGCUGGAGCUAUGCGAUGAAAUCACACAGGAGUUCGCCCGUUUUUAUGCAAAGCCGGAUCCUGAUCGACAUAGCAAUAGAUUGGAGCGGCCGAUGGAUCCGGCCAAAUUUCUACGAUUCAUUCUUGUCCGCCUAUCAUAUCUUUUCCGGAUACUGAUCGAAUUGAAGAAUGCUGGUUGUGUUGGCCCUCUCCCCGAUGACAUGUGGCCGUUGAUCAACGAAUUUUGGGAGAAGGUCAUGGCGGAUGAAUCGGCCGAAGAAUGCGACGAAGACCAAUCAGAAUCCUGUCAUAUAAUC